GACCAUUAAGAACAGCUAGAAAGCGCUCAAAAUGAACGAGAGCCUAUUAUCUUACCCCUAGAUCUCUAGUUGUUACUUGCCCAUAAUGGCUCAAGCAGACGUUGUUCUGCCUUCGCUAGAAACUGUUAGGGACAUUCUCUCGAAACCCACAGCAGGACCUAAGAAACCAAACCUAGUCCCCUUAUAUGGUCAAAUAUCUGCCGAUCUUAUCACACCGUCCGCGGCAUACUUAAAGGUUUCCGCCCAUUCAAAAUCAGAUUUCUCCUUCCUCUUCGAGAGUGCUGCCACAGAGCGGGUUGGUAGAUAUAGCUUUGUCGGUGCCGGACCGCGUAAGAUCUUGAAGACGGGAGAGGGCCAUGGAGAAUCGGUAGACCCGCUGCCUGCGCUCGAGGAGGAGUUGUCACAAAAUGUCGUCGCCGACGUACCAGAUCUCAGACUGCCACCACUUACUGGCGGUGCCGUUGGCUAUGUGGGCUACGACUGCGUACGGUAUUUCGAGCCCAAGACGGCCCGGCCGAUGAAAGACAUCCUCAAGACCCCAGAGUCUCUCUUCAUGCUAUUUGAUACCAUCGUAGCCUUCGACAGAUUCUUCGGCGUCAUAAAGGUCAUCACCUACCUCCGCAUCCCAGAGAACCUAGAUACCCUCGAGGACGAAUAUAAUAAAGCUACAGAAACCAUCCAGGAGCUAAUCGACGUCCUCAACUCCCCCGAGAUACCCGUUCCCGAACAGCAACCCAUCCAGCUCAACCAGGAGUACACGUCCAACAUCGGCCGCGCCGGCUACGAGGGCCACGUGGCGGAGCUGAAGAAGCACAUCGUGGCGGGCGACAUCAUCCAAGCCGUUCCCUCGCAGCGGUUCGCGCGGCCGACGUCGCUGCACCCGUUCAACAUCUACCGGCACCUGCGGACGGUCAACCCGUCGCCGUACCUCUUCUUCAUCAACUGCCAGGACUUCCAGAUCGUGGGGGCGUCGCCGGAGCUGCUGGUCAAGGAGGAGGAAGGGCGCAUCAUCACGCACCCGAUCGCGGGCACGGUGAAGCGCGGUCGCACGCCCGAGGAGGACGAGCGGCUCGCGAGCGAGCUAAGGAACUCGCUCAAGGACCGCGCCGAGCACGUCAUGCUCGUGGACCUCGCGCGCAACGACGUCAACCGCGUGUGCGACCCGCGCACGACGCGCGUCGACCGCCUCAUGGUCGUCGAGCGCUUCAGCCACGUCCAGCAUUUGGUCUCGCAGGUUUCGGGCGUGCUGCGCCCGGACCGCACGCGGUUCGACGCGUUCCGGUCCAUCUUCCCCGCCGGCACGGUGUCGGGCGCGCCCAAGGUGCGCGCCAUGGAGCUCAUCGCCGAGCUCGAGGCGGAGAAGCGCGGGGUGUACGCCGGCGCGGUCGGUUACUUCGGGUACGGCGGCGUGGGGGCGGACGGGGGGGAAAGGGAGGGCGCGAUGGAUACGUGUAUCGCGUUAAGGACGAUGGUGGUUAAGGACGGGGUGGCGUAUUUGCAGGCUGGGGGUGGGAUCGUAUUCGACUCGGACCCAUAUGAGGAGUGGAUGGAGACGAUAAACAAGUUGGGCGCGAAUAUGCAAUGUAUCACGUCGGCGGAAAAGUUAUACGCGAAGAGGCAGAAAUAGAGGCUCGUAGGUUGGUUGGUGCGGAAAUGGCGUUAUAUGGAUGAAAAAUACAAAUGAAAUUGCUGUUAAAGUACUGAGAGUAUUGAUGAAUGUUUUGAAUUUGACGGGUGGGUGAUGGGAUGUAGGUGAGUUGGUUGGGAGGGUUGGUGAGUCCU
Annulohypoxylon truncatum is the source of this 1782-nucleotide messenger RNA. RefSeq names its product anthranilate synthase component 1. Gene Ontology annotation, molecular function: anthranilate synthase activity. Bases 86 to 1627 code for a protein of 513 amino acids. Gene Ontology annotation, biological process: L-tryptophan biosynthetic process. Lineage: Eukaryota; Fungi; Ascomycota; Sordariomycetes; Xylariales; Hypoxylaceae. The record is from RefSeq and is a predicted model, not a curated record. The transcript has 3 exons.